AUGUCAAGGUGGAUCAAAGUUGAUCUCCUUAAAUAUCAAUAUAUUUUUUUUCCAAUUUGUGAAGAUCAACAUUGGUAUUUAGUACAAAUCAUCAAUCCGGCUGCAAUUAUUGACAAUCCACUUGAUUGUCAUAUAGCGAUUUAUGACUCCAUUGCACCAAGGUUUAAGCAUAGACGUGCUGUGAACAUACUUAAAAAUUUACUAAUCGAUUAUGUGCAAGAUGUUAAAGGUGAAACAAUUAAUAAAAGC
This is a messenger RNA of Dentiscutata heterogama, 249 nucleotides long. The record is from the annotation of a GenBank genome assembly. Lineage: Eukaryota; Fungi; Glomeromycota; Glomeromycetes; Diversisporales; Gigasporaceae.